AGUUCGGACAAUGCUGUGUGGCUUUUACUGAGCGCUGUUUAGAGUGAAAUAACUGUGCUUAUUGUCACCUUAAAGUGAUUUUGUUCAUUAUUUGUUUUUAAUAAUUUUGUUUUUCUGAUAAUUCAUAAGUUUUACCGGCAAUGCAUAGUUUUACUGAACUUACGGUGGAGUAAGGUUUUGCCAGUAGGCGCGAACGGCAGGUGCAAACAUAAGUGACUUUUUGGCGUGGUAUUUAACAGAAACUUAUGCGUUAUGGCUGCUAUAACUCCUCGGCGUUCUUCACGGCUUCCUCAUACACAUACGCCAAAAAUGUCGGAGCGAAAGAAGAGUCUCUUUGUGCCAGAAACGCCUCCCAAGCAGGAAUCAUUGACGAAGCAUCGAAGGCUAUCUGUUGUUGAUAGCGAAGGCGAUAGCGAUGACUGUGAUCUAGGCAUCAUCAGUACUCUAGACUCUAGCUCUUGUGAUGAAAAUGAUCCCAGUUUCCCUAAAACACCUGAGAGGUUUCUGUGGCGUGGAACUAGAAGUCACUCUCGUAAGCUUAACCAAACAACAGAUCUGAAGAACUUUAUGAAAUCUCCCUUUACAUUGAAAAAGUACCAAACGCGCUAUUCCUGUCCAGAAAAAUGUCUGUCCUUAUCAACACCUGUUACUCCACACUUUCAGAACCACCCUGGAACUCCAUCAUCUAGUCACUCUUGUACAAGUGUCCAUACAACUUCAUCUACCUCUAGCCGGGCACGAAAAAGCCUGGCCAGUCUUAUUGCUGACACAGAAAGUUGCAGCAGCUCUUUAAAAGACCUAAACUUUGACUCAGAUUCUGGUUCUGACUCUAAAGAGAACACUCCAACAAAAUCCUUAAGACGUUCCAAACGUAGUCUUAAAUUAACACCAAAAUUGCAAAGCUUCAAAGGGGUUUUAUUGGAGCAGAAGAAAAAUGUUACACCAAUCAAAUCUGCGGUAGUUUGUCUAACUAAAAUGGAUUUUAGUAAUAUAUCUCCAUCUCAUAUAAUGAAAACUCCUCAUAAUACUACAGAAACUAAGGCAUCACCACCUAAGCUUGGUCAUCGCAGAUCUGUAAUUGAGGUUCAAGAGAGCCCUGAUUCUGUUUGUGGAAGUGAAAAAAGUUACAAACGAUUAAACUAUGAUGACAAAACUGAUACAGGUCCUGUAUCAAAGUAUCCACGUCUAGAUCCUAGUACUGCUCCCAAAGCUCGUCUCUCUCUAUUUAACAGUGAGCGACUUAAAGAAAUUCUUUCCACAAAAUCAUUCUAUGGCAAACCUAAUCCAGAGCUAAACCCUAUUAUUUCAACAAAAAUAUCUCAUGCUAUACAAGUGACAGCAACUCAUAAGCAUAGACCAUUCCAUCCCCAGUCUAACAGAUACAAAAGAAAGCCUGGCCAAAUUAAUAUGGGCGUAAGACAUAAAAUUAGGAAGCCCAAGCCUUUAAAGAAGCAAACAGUUGUCAAAACCAACUUGAUGGCAAUUAAUAAAUCCUUAGUAUCCAAUAACACUGUAUCAACUAAUAAAGAUGAGUCUAUGAGUCAAGAUACAUCACAGGAAAUGGAGCAUGACAAAACAGAUCCGUUUGAUAAAGAAAAACAGACAAUCGAAGCACUCCUCAGUCAGUGGACCGAAGAGGAAGUGCCUGAAAACGAACUGGUUCAUAUGAAAGAGCUCCCUUGCUUCAACAGCACUAUUAUUGAGGAGACCAACCCAAUAUUUGAACCAGUCAUAGCUGUACCUGUAAACAGUGUGUUACCCCAUGAUGAACCCGUGAUCCUUGAAAUUGGUCAAAAAUUGCCGACAACAGCCCAGUCAGAAGCACCUACAGUUCAGCAAAUUGAUCAGUUGCAAGUCGGUCAAAUGAGUGAUGCAGUAAUGGAAUCUCAUACAGACAGCCAUGGUGUGAUAUCAGAAGGUCUUUUACCAGUUGAAGGUGGCUAUAUUGUUGUUGAUGGAAAUGUUGUUCAUGGUCAGCACGAAAUACCAGAUUUAGAUGAAAUCGAGCAAGAGAUAAAAAUGCUUGAUGAACAAAUACUGAAAUUGGCUGAAUCGAAUAACAUCAAUGCUGAGGCAGUGUUGGCGUCUACUGAAACAAUACCAUCACCGUCAAUACCGGCUGGAACAGAUCAAUCGACGAAGCUCUUCCCAAUCUUCACAAAGCCCAAUCCAGGAAUUUUGACAAAUACGAGUAUAGACGCUCCGGAUAAAAAGAAAAAAUUUAUAAAGACUGGUAUUGAUCAAUAUGUGAUCGAUGCCGGGCAGAAGAAGUUUGGGGCCACGCAGUGCAGCGAGUGUGGCGUUAUAUACCAGAUUGGAGAUCCAUUAGACGAGCAUCAUCAUCUUAUUCACCACAAUGCUACUGAUGUACUUAAAUUUAAUGGUUGGAAAGACGAAUACAUCGUAGAGAAGACACAAACCGGUCGUAUUAUACGCGUUCGAGGUGGUGAUACAGGGUGGAAGAAAGUCCUCUCCGUGCUCAACAGGGUGGUCCACCCACAACUUGGAUACAGCUCGGAUUUGCCAGGAGAAACCCAUGGAUAUACAGCCUAUCUGUAUAUUGAAAAGAAGCAAAUCGUGGGUUGUCUGGUGGUUGAACCCAAAGCCAGAGCUUACAAGUUACUUCCAGGUGAACCCGACUGCUGCAGCAUCGAAGACUAUCCCGUCAAAUGCGGUGUAUCCCGAAUAUGGACCCACUUAAAGUACCGCAGGCGGGGCGUAGCAGUCCGUAUGCUGGAAUGCGCACGCGCAUCUUUCCUCUACGGAAUCGCUCUCACCAGACAGGAAAUCGCCUUUUCUUCUCCUACUCCCUCGGGGAAGGCUUUUGCCACUAAAUAUUGUGGUACCGAAAACUUUUAUGUGUACUUGAACUAAAGUGAAUUAUAUAAGUUAAGUGAACUGAAACAAAAUUGUGAAUAAGUGUGCUAAAAGCAGUAAGUGACUAAGUUAGUUAGUAUAGUUAGUGAAUAGAAACUACGCUAUGUAGAGUUCUACUAGUAGUGUAGACUACUUUGUCAGUCAUUUGAAUACUCAACAAAAUGUUGGAGCUGUUAGAUAGAUCCUAGUAUUUUUUUUUUAGGAAAAAAAUGAUAUGGGGACGUUCAGGUAUUACGUAAGCAUUAUAGGGGGGAUUUUCUUAUUUGGUGAUUACGUCAACAGUAAUUAAUUUACUUAUGUUUGAAAACGAAUUGCAUAUUCGAAGAUUCCUACAAAAAAUGAAUACAUUUAUGUACUAUUAUUUGUGAGAGCUUUGCCUACUUUAGCUGACAAGAGAAAUUGGGAUAAAUUGCAGUAAACAGCCCCUAAGUUAAAAAUGUAAGAACAUCCUAUGGUUUAGCAUUUUGGAUCUUAAGUAUGGUUCUUUGAUUAAAACAAGAUGCUACUUUCCAACCUAGUUUAUAAGGAUAUUGACAAGGUAGUACAUUUUUACACAACACAUUUGUUUCGAUUUUUUUUAUGCUUUAGUGCUAAAUGCAGAAAGUUUUAAUUUCUACCACAUUUGGUUUUACUUUUUGCCAGAAAGGCACUUUUAAUUUUUAUAUAUGGAUUUUUAAUUUCUUGUGUUUGCUUCCUUUGUCUUUUAUAGAAGUUUUUAAUGUAAUAUUUUCUAAUUGUGAUGCAUAUUUGGGACCAAUAUUUUAGUCAUAUUUAUAAGUGCCAAUUUUAUUUGUAAGAUGAAUGUGCCUCGGUUAGGUUAAGUUUUUAUUUAAGAUGUAAUUUUUUACUUGAAAAAGAGCUCAAAUACAUUUUAAAGUUCGUAGAAAUAUUUGUGCAGCUCUCUAAGUGCCAUGUCAUGUGUGUUUAUUGACAGCCUUUUGGUCAGAUUUGGUACAUUUUUUGGAUAGAAAGUUGUUACUUUGAAAAAUAUAUGAUUAGUUUUAAAGCAGGUAAAAUAAAUUGUUUUAAACCGUUAUAAUGUUUAGCUUUUAGUUAAGCAUAUUAUGUGUAGUUGUUAUGUCUAAAAUUAACACUAAAUACGCUUAUUUGUCAUAUAGUACUCGGGCAUUUAGGCUUUAUGGCCCAUACCUUAACUAUUAGUUAGGUUUGUCAUUAAGGACAAUGGACAAAAAAGUUAUUAGUCUGUGAAGAUUUGAAGAACUGUAAUAUUCUUACGUGUAGUUAUUCACUACUCCAGACAAGAAUUUGACUUGAAGGCAUAUUUGGGCCUCACUAUUUAGUAGUGUAUAUUCUUUAGCAAAAUGAUUUAGCGUUUUGUCUUGAAUGUAUAACUGCUUGUUAACUUAAUUUAUCAAUUAUGAAUUAAUUCUAAUAUUGUUUAGUGUUUAAAUAGAUGAACUGUUAAAACAUUUACCAUCAUAAGUAAUAUGCACAAAAAUUUCAAACUUUUGAGGGUAGGUCAUACAUCUACCUUCAAUUUUUUACAAAAUUUAAGUAUGGGUAAAAAUUAAAAAAUGUUUAAUUAUUUCUUUAUUUUGAUAUAGUAGUAUAUCCAAAUACCAAAAUGCAAUGUAGCUCCAGAAGCCGUUCCCUAGAAGAAUUAAAAAAUAAUGUCUAAUUACACUAGAGUGACUAAAGUCCCCUCCAUUUAAAUUGAGUUUGUUAAAGCUGUGUCGGAGAGUUAUGUUGGUGAUUUUUAUAUUACAGUGUAAAUGUAAUACAUUAGUUUUUCUACGGGGUAAUGUAAGUGGGGACCUUUGUGACUUUGGAUACUGUUUUUAUUUACCAUAAGUUUCUGUAAAGCGGGGACGAAUCCAAAGAAAGUGUACCUUUAACAAUGCCAUAGAAAUGUAAAUAAUAUUUAUUUGCGUAGCCUCUGGAUGAUUGAGUCCCUGUUUUUAAGUUUUCACAAAAUAAUUUCGAUUUGAUUUUAAUAAAAGCUAU
Messenger RNA from Pieris brassicae (large cabbage white), 4842 nucleotides. RefSeq names its product N-acetyltransferase ESCO2 (gene eco). The coding region runs from base 253 to 2874 and encodes 873 amino acids. The transcript has 10 exons. The record is from RefSeq and is a predicted model, not a curated record. Gene Ontology annotation, molecular function: protein-lysine-acetyltransferase activity. Gene Ontology annotation, cellular component: chromatin; nucleus. Gene Ontology annotation, biological process: mitotic sister chromatid cohesion. NCBI's taxonomy places the organism in Eukaryota, Metazoa, Arthropoda, Insecta, Lepidoptera, Pieridae.